Cydia amplana is the source of this 885-nucleotide messenger RNA. RefSeq lists its product as uncharacterized. Bases 1 to 885 code for a protein of 294 amino acids. Lineage: Eukaryota; Metazoa; Arthropoda; Insecta; Lepidoptera; Tortricidae. The transcript has a single exon. The record is from RefSeq and is a predicted model, not a curated record.
AUGUCGAAAGAAAAUCUCCAUGAAGAUUAUGCCGACGCAAAUGAGGAGGCGCAGGUAUGUAGGGUUGGCGUCCGCGUGCCUCCAUUUAACGCGGACGAGCCCGCCCUGUGGUUCGCCCAGAUCGAAGCUCAGUUUCACUUAUCGAAAAUCACACUUGACGAUACCAAAUUUUAUUACGUAGCUGGGCAAUUAGAGGCGCGCUAUGCAAUGGAGGUAAAGGAUGUAAUUACUAACCCUCCCGCUACCGAGAAAUAUCCCAAAAUAAAGGCCGAAUUAAUAAAACGUCUGUCCGCGUCGCAAGAGAAACGGACGCGGCAGCUGCUUGUUCAAGAGGAGCUGGGCGACCGCAGCCCGUCCCAGUUUCUGCGCCACUUACAAAACCUGGCCGGCGCCGCUGCAACUUCGGACCUCCUACGGACAAUUUGGUGCGACCGUUUACCGCACAAUGUUCAGACCAUACUUGCGUCGCAGUCUGAGCAGCCUUUAGAACAGCUCGCCGAUCUAGCAGAUAAGGUUUAUGAGCUAGCUCCUCCAACACCCCGUGCUCCGCAAGUGGCGACUACUUCUGGUGCUGCUACCACCUACGCACCAGCGGAUCCUAUCUCCCACGCGCCCGCUUCGCCUACCGACGCCUUGACGCAGCAAGUCAACGAGCUUACAAGGCAAGUCGCUUUAUUAACGACUAAAUACAGAAGAGGACGUACGCACUCGCGCUCGCGCUCGUCGUCAAGGCCACGAAGGCACAGCCACUCUCGACCUAGGAUGCCGCAGCCGCCGUCUAACCAUCCGCAUUGUUUUUAUCACUACAACUUUGGGCAAAAAGCACAUAAAUGUAGUAAGCCCUGCAGUUUCGACUCGGAAAACUCCCCGGGCGGUCGAAAGUAG